AUGUUGCAGACAUUGUCGGACCUCCCGAUCAUCUAUUGCCUUCAAUCCUUGCGUCACAGUCGUGGGGCAACACACCACGAUGCUUCAUCAGCGAAUGUUGCGAGACCUACUAGCCCAGAAACCAAGAACGCUUCAGCCAGCCAUGACUGGGAGGCCCACAGUGCCAACCCAAAGAACUGGCCGUUGUCGCGCAAGGUGUUCACCGCCAGCGUGAUCUACGCCUAUACCUUCGUGGUCUAUGCGGGAUCCGCGAUGUACAUGUCGGCUGUGCCGGUGCUGGUCAAGCAGUUUGGCAUGAGCGAACAGCGGGCUUUGCUCGGGCUAUCCGCCUAUGUUCUGGGCUACGGCGCCGGCCCUCUCCUGUGGGGUCCGAUGAGCGAGAUCCCCUCCGUCGGUCGCUCCGUGGUAUACUUCAGCAGCUUCGUGGUCUUCAUCGCCAUCACGGCGGGUGCCGCCAGCGUGGACAAUUUCGGCGCGUUCGUCUUCCUCCGGUCGAUCCAGGGCUUCUUCGGCAGCCCGUGCCUGGCCAACGGGGCCGCCAGCAUGCACGACAUGUUCAACGAGACCCAAUACCCCUACGCGUUGGGGUUCUGGACGGCGGCGGCGUACUGCGGGCCGGCGCUGGGCCCGUUGCUGACCGACCACCUCGUGUACCAGCUCUCGUGGCACUGGUCCAUCUGGCUGAUCGCGUGCAUGUCCGCGCCGGUGGGGGUGUUGCUGUUCGUGCUGCCGGAGACGUACGCUCCCACCGUCCGGCUCCGGCGGGGGAUUGCCCAUACCGACGCGACCAUCAGCGCCUGGGCCCGCCUCAAAUUCUACCUCGUCAAGCCGGUGCAGAUCACCCUGCAGGACCCCGCGGUGCUCUUUGCCAACCUGUACACCUCCUUCAUCUACUCGAGCUACUACAUCUUCUUCGAUUCGUUUCCCGUGGCGUACCUAGAGGGGUACCAGGUCUCAACAGGGACGUUGGCCUUGUUCUAUCUGAGCGUGCUGGUGGGAUGCGUCCUCGCCGCGGCGGUGUACUUUCUGAUCCUGGUGCCGUACAUCUUCUCCCCCCGGCCGCCUGCAACCGACCAUGGAACCAAACCCGGCCCUUCCAGUGAACCCCCCAACAUCAACAACAGCAACAACAGCAAAAACAACAACAACACCGCCCCACCCCCGGAACGCAACCUCCUCCCCGCCCUCCCAGCCACCAUCUUCCUCCCCGUCGGCCUCUUCCUGUUCGGCUGGACCGCCCGCCCCGGCGAAAUCCACUGGUUCCCCAGCCUGAUCGGCGUGGUCCUCUACACCGGCGGCGUCUUCGUCAUCUUCCAGUGUCUGUUCCUGUACCUGCCGAAGAUGUACCCGCGGUACGCGGCGAGUCUCUUCGCGGCGAACGACUUCUGUCGGUCGGCGUUGGCGGCGGGGUCUAUCCAUUACGGGGUGCCCUUGUAUCGGAAUCUGGGGGUGGGGAGGGGGUCGAGUGUUUUGGGGGGUGUGUCGGUGUUGGGGGUGGUGGGGAUGGCGGGGAUUGUGGUGUUUGGGAGGCGGUUGAGGGAGGGGAAGGGACGGUUUCGGAAUCCGGAGAUUCUUUAG
Molecule: messenger RNA, 1578 nt
Organism: Aspergillus fijiensis CBS 313.89
Lineage: Eukaryota; Fungi; Ascomycota; Eurotiomycetes; Eurotiales; Aspergillaceae
Product: MFS general substrate transporter
Exons: 3
Coding region: 1-1578 (525 amino acids)
Biological process (GO): xenobiotic detoxification by transmembrane export across the plasma membrane
Molecular function (GO): fluconazole transmembrane transporter activity
Source: RefSeq, a predicted model, not a curated record